UAGUCAGACAGCUGGUAGGAGACAGAGGAAGACUCGGACGCAGCAGAGCACCUCUCACUGUCUUUGUCUCAUGAAUUUUCCAUCAGGACAACAGUGAUAAAUAUACACUCCAUUACAGCAAACCUGAGGACUCUUCUGUUGCUAUAACGCUCUCAGGGAUCAUGGUCCGUGUCGCAGCCCUGAUCACUUUUCUCGCCUGUGUGGUGUUGUCAGAGGCCCUACAUGAGCCGGGCUACUGUGCUUUCUAUGAGGAGUGCGGCCUAAACCCAUCAGUAGGAGGAACUCUCAUUCCUCCUAUCGUCCCAUGUCUCAAUUACAGUCAAGCCCGGCCCAUCUUGGGAGAUCACUACAAGAAACUCCAACAGGUGUGUCCCAUGUUGGCCCAAGGAGAGGGCAACACGUUCGCCUGCUGUUCCAUCAAGCAGCUGAAUUCCCUGGAGACGAGUCUGACCCUGUCUAAGGCGGUGCUGAUCCGUUGCCCCUCCUGCGCUGACAAUUUUGCCCACCUGCACUGCAUCACCACCUGCAGCCCCAACCAGAGCCAGAUAGUGAAAGUCACAAAGGUCAUGAAUGUCACUCAACUGGUGGGCAACCCGAAGGAGGCCGUGGUGGGUUACCAGGCAUUCCUCACCACCAACUUUGCAGAUGCCUCCUUCCAAUCUUGUAAAAAUGUCAGGAUCCCAGCCACAGGAGGCUUCGCCAUCGCAACCAUGUGUGGCCGGUAUGGUGCCAAGCUGUGCACCCCCCAGCGCUGGUUUGAUUUCCAGGGGGACUCCAGUAAUGGACUGGCUCCCCUGGACAUCGACUUUCAACUGAUGAAAGAGGGGGAUACUACAGGAGUCCCAGAGGGUGUGAUUCCCUACAAUGGGCGUGCUCUGGGGUGCAAUGAGACUACGCCAUCAGGGGGGGAGGCCUGCUCCUGCCAGGACUGUCAAGAGUCGUGUCCGAGUGUCCCACCUCCUGAGCCGCCGACUCCGCCCUUCACACUGUUGGGGAUAGAUGGUUACUUACUGAUCUCUAUUAUCCUGCUCUGUCUCUUGGUACUUGCCUUCCUGACGUAUCUUGCUGCCUGUGAGAAGUCUAAAAAAGUAAAGGAUGAAGAGAAAGGCAGGAGAAAGAAGAAAAGCAAAGACCAGAACAGUAAUGAAAUUCCUCAGCAGGCCAUUCAUCCAUCAGAGGUGACGUGUGCUGACAAGAACAGUCUGGCUGCUCAAGCUUUCCUGAGCUCACUGUUUCGGGCGUGGGGAACUGUCAUGGCCACUUAUCCGCUCAUGGUGCUCCUGUUGUCGGCUGUAAUCGUGGCUGUUUUUGCUGCCGGCCUCAAGUCCAUUGAGCUAACCACUGACCCGGUUGAGCUGUGGUCCGCACCCAACAGCCGUGCCCGUCAAGAGAAGGAAUUCCAUGAUACACACUUUGACCCUUUCUUCAGAACAAACCAGCUGAUCUUGACAGCACCAGGGAGAGAAGGAUACAUUUACGACUCGUUGCUGUUUGGGCCGCAAAACUUUAGUGGGCUUGUAUCCAAAGAUCUCAUCAUUGAGCUGCUGGAGCUCCAGACACGGAUACAGCAAAUUGAGUUCUGGUCAGAAGAUCUGAACCGUACGGCAAGUCUGAAGGAUGUGUGUUUUGCACCGCUGAACCCAUCCAAUCCCUCCCUGACUGACUGUGCAGUCAACAGUUUGCCACAGUAUUUCCAGAACAGCCUGGACAACAUCAACGCUAAGGUGAAUAUGACCGAGCUGGGAGUGACCAAAGAGGUGGACUGGAGAGACCAUCUAAUCUACUGCCUCAACUCUCCGCUGUCCUUCAAAGACAUCACUGAUUUAGGUAUGAGCUGCAUGGCCGACUAUGGAGCUCCAGUCUUCUCAUUUCUGGCUGUGGGAGGCUAUUCAAAUGACGACUUUACUAAUGCUGAGGCUUUCAUCAUGACCUUCUCCCUCAACAACUACGCUCGCAGCAACCCCAAGUUCAAUGUGGCUAUGCAGUGGGAGAGCGAGUUUCUUAAGAUUGUCCAGGAUUACCAGAAAAACCCAGCAGCCAACUUCACCUUUGCAUACAUGGCAGAGAGAUCUCUAGAGGAUGAGAUUAAUCGAACAACGGCAGAAGACAUCCCCAUCUUCAUGAUCAGCUAUGCUGUCAUCUUUGUUUACAUCGCUGUGGCACUGGGGGAGUACUCUUCAUGUAAACGCAUACUGGUGGACUCCAAGUUCCUGGUGGGUCUGGGUGGGAUCCUGGUGGUGGGCUGUUCUGUCCUUUCCUCCAUGGGUUUCUACUCAUGGAUCGGUAUCCCCUCCUCGCUAGUCAUUCUGCAGGUCGUGCCUUUCCUGGUGCUCGCUGUCGGAGCUGACAACAUCUUCAUCUUUGUUCUGGAGUACCAGAGAGAUGUACGGAGGCCUGGAGAGAAGCGAGAGGAGCAGAUUGGUCGUGUCCUCGGAAACGUAGCCCCCAGCAUGCUACUGUGUAGUCUGUCUGAGUCUGUCUGCUUCUUUCUAGGGGCCCUGUCCACCAUGCCAGCAGUGAAGUCCUUUGCUCUGUAUGCUGCUCUGGCUGUGCUCAUGGACUUCGUCCUCCAGAUGACAGCCUUUGUGGCGCUGAUGUCCCUGGAUGCCCGUCGCCAAGACAGCAACCGCUGUGAACUGCUCUGUUGUGUUAAAGUGGGAAAAGAGCGUUCCAACAAGCCAAACGAGGGCUUUCUGCUGCCCUUCAUGAGGAAAUUCUAUGCCCCUGUCCUACUGCACCGCUUCACCAGAGUUAUAGUGAUGCUUGUGUUCAUCAUCAUGCUCUGUGGAUCCUUAUACCUCAUGUUCAACGUGACAGUGGGUCUGGAUCAGGAGCUUGCUAUGCCUAAGGGCUCUUACAUGCUGGACUAUUUCCAGUACUUGUACAAAUACUUUGAAGUCGGAGCCCCUGUUUAUUUUGUUACCAAAAAAGGCUUCAACUUCACCAGUGUGGAGGGCAUGAAUGCAGUAUGUUCCAGCGUGGGCUGUGAUCAGUUCUCAUUGGCCCAGAAGAUCCAGUACGCCACCAACUACCCUGAACGAUCGUACCUGGGUAUUCCUGCCAACUCGUGGGUGGAUGAUUUCAUUGACUGGUUGAACCCAGGAUCCAAAUGUUGCCGUCUGUACACUCUCGGUCCAAAUGCUGGAAACUUCUGUCCUGCAAACCAAUCUGCAUUUCUCUGCGGACGCAAGUGCAUGGCCACUCCUUCAGAUGGCGUCCUCAGGCCCACUGUGGAACAAUUCAACCGCUUCCUCCCAGACUUCCUGGGUAACCGGCCUGACCUGCAGUGCUCCAAAGGCGGUUUAGGAGCCUAUGACAAAGCCGUGGUGAGAGAUGAGGGUGGGGAAAUAAUAGCCUCCAGGUUCAUGGCUUACCACACGCCUCUGACUAACUCUCAGGAGUUCACAGCUGCCUUACUAAUGGCCAGAGAGCUGGCAGACAACAUCACCAAGGGCAUGAGAAAAAUACCAGGCACCUCACCCGACUUUGAAGUGUUUCCUUACACGGUUACCAACGUAUUUUAUGAGCAGUAUCUGACUAUUGUGCCAGAGGGACUCUUCAGCAUCUCCCUCUGCCUGCUGCCGACCUUCGUGGUGUGCUGCCUGCUGCUGGGUUUGGACCUGCGCUCCGGCCUCCUCAACUUGCUCACCAUAAUCAUGAUCGUCGUGGAUACUGUUGGUGUCAUGACCCUGUGGGGCAUCGAUUACAACGCUGUGGCUCUCAUCAAUCUGGUCACGGCGGUGGGCAUCUCUGUGGAGUUUGUGUCCCAUAUGACCAGAUCAUUUGCCCUCAGCAUAAAGCCCACACACGUGGAAAGAGCAAAGGAGGCCACAGCCAAUAUGGGCAGCGCAGUGUUUGCUGGUGUUGCUAUGACCAACCUGCCAGGCAUCCUUGUGCUGGCAUUUGCCAAAGCGCAGCUCAUCCAGAUUUUCUUCUUCCGGUUAAAUCUUGUCAUUACACUUCUGGGGAUGGCACAUGGACUCAUAUUCCUUCCCGUCCUGCUCAGUUAUUUUGGUCCUGGUGUCAAUAAGGCUGUGCUGCUGCAAGAGCAGCUGAAGGCUAAUUCAAAGGCCAAUGAUGAGCUGAGGAUGAGGAACCACGUGAAACAAGUUUAUGAUAAUUUGAGUUAUGAAGAAAAUGAGGUAAAAGGGGACCCGCCUUCCCCCUCUGAUGCCAGCAGAUCUUCAGAAUUCACAGAAAAGCAAUGGGAGGACAAAAUCGACCACUUCUGAGCACCAAAAACUCGUUUCAAGCUCUAAUGAGCAAAUAUCUCUGUAGCAUGCCAAGCAAGGAUGGAUGCAGAGACGGACACAUAGCAAACAAGGAGUCAUGUAUGGCUCCAUAUGGAAAUCAUUAACUUAACUAUGUACCUCAAUCAGAAAUGGACCUGCAGGACUGAAGAUAACAACACUCACUUGUGCAAUAAUGCAGGGGAAUGCAACAGUGGACUAUGGCAACAUUCCUGUCUCAACACAUGAAAAGCUUCAAUUGUAUAAUUAUUUAACAGGACGGGGAGUUGACAAAAGCUCUAGAACGAGAUGUUUUAUAUUUUUUAUUGAAUGUAAUUAUUUUAUAUAUGUGUGAAACAAUAGCACUGUUUAGAGUGAUUUAAAGGAACACACACUCCAGCAUUUUAUAGGGUAGUUUCUUCAAUUGCAGUACGAUGCUAUUUCUGUAAAAUGUGCAAUCAGUGGAAAAAUAUUAAAUGUUUACUGUGUGAAUGAAUGUCUUUAUUAAAAACAUUUGCCAUUACAAA
Molecule: messenger RNA, 4756 nt
Organism: Amphiprion ocellaris (clown anemonefish)
Lineage: Eukaryota; Metazoa; Chordata; Actinopteri; Pomacentridae
Gene: npc1l1
Product: NPC1-like 1
Exons: 21
Coding region: 162-4232 (1356 amino acids)
Cellular component (GO): membrane
Molecular function (GO): lipid carrier activity
Source: RefSeq, a predicted model, not a curated record